Molecule: messenger RNA, 4749 nt
Organism: Poecilia reticulata (guppy)
Lineage: Eukaryota; Metazoa; Chordata; Actinopteri; Cyprinodontiformes; Poeciliidae
Gene: hhip
Product: hedgehog interacting protein
Source: RefSeq, a predicted model, not a curated record
ACAUGUGAGCGCUCUGAGAGGACUUAGAGACAACUUUUAUUUUCUCAUGUUGUUUUGUGCCGUGCGUGCACAAGCUGGCGAGCCGUUCCCUGCAGGAAUUUACCCUUUUAAAGGAACAUCAGGCUCUUUUCUGUUGGGGAUUUUGUUUGUGUGUGUGUGUGUUCUUGAGGAUAAAUUUUAUUGGUCUCUUUUUUUAUUUGGUUUCUAAAUGUCAAGUUAAACCGUUUAUUCUGAGGAAGGAGUUUGUUAAUUUAUUUUUAAACAACUUUCCUCAUUGUGAUAAUUAAAUUAAAGACAGUUUCAUCUAGGAAUAAUAGUAUAAAAUACCUUUUUUUUUUAGCAGCUUCUGGUGUUUGGAUAAUACAACUAGAUAUACAAACUGUGCUGCAGGGGCACAUUUGCAUUUUUGAAAAAAGAGAAGUCCCCUUUUUCUUCUUUAUUUUGUUUGUAUAUGUUUUUGAAACAAUGAAGCACUUGCAAUUCGUGCUCGUCCUGGCCAUCGCGGUGAACGUGUGGGAAUGUGGGGACGCAAAGUUCGGUGAGAGAGGAGAGUUGAGCCCCAGGAGGAGAAGAUGCUACGACGGAAGCUUGCCCAAGCGUCUGAAGAAAAGGGAGCGAAAAGUGCUGCUUGACGGCAGCAGCAGCGGAGAAGUUUGCCACAGGUUGUACCCCCGUGUGUCCUGUUGUCCCACCAGGAGAGCCACCUAUCAGAUCCUGCACCGCGGGGAUGCCCGGAUUUUCUCCACCAACAACACAGAAUGUGGACAUCUCCUGGAGGAGAUCAAGUGUGCACGCUGCUCCCCCAAUGCCCAGGUGUUGUUCCACUCCUUAGACAUGGAUCGGAUGCCACACAGAGAGCCGGACCUGCCGCGGCUCUGCCAGGACUUCUGCCGGGAGUUCUAUUACACCUGCAGGGGGCACAUACCAGAGCUGUUCCAAGCUGAUGUGGAUGAGUUCUGUCAGUACUAUGGGAGGAGAGGUGCCGGCUUGUGUUUUCCUGAUUAUCAACGAAGGCAACAGCUUGGGCAAGAUUCCAACUACUUGGAAGAUGAGAAAAUAGAAGAUAUCAGCAGGAAACACAAACACAACUGCUACUGUCCUCAGGAGGUGUUGAGUGGUCUGAGGCAGCCGGUGGCUGUGGUGCACUGUGGCGAUGGCUCUCAGCGGCUUUUUGUUGUGGAGAGAGAGGGAAUUGUCAGGAUACUCAACCAUAACCUCGAAGUUAUCAAGGAGCCCUUCUUGGAUCUCCACAAGCUGGUGCAGAGCGGACUGAAGAGUGGUGAUGAAAGGGGCCUGCUAAGCCUGGCAUUCCACCCCAAUUACAAGAAGAAUGGCAAGCUCUACGUCUCCUACACCACCAACCAAGAGCGCUGGGCCAUCGGACCGCACGACCACAUUCUCCGUGUGGUUGAAUACACCGUUUCAAGGAAAAACCCAAACCAGGUGGACACCAGGACUGCCCAUGUGCUGAUGGAAGUGGCUGAGUUGCACAGGAAGCACCUCGGAGGUCAGCUUCUGUUCUCUCCCGACGGCCUGCUGCACAUCAUUCUGGGAGACGGUAUGAUCACUCUGGAUGACAUGGAGGAAAUGGAUGGACUCAGUGAUUUCACAGGGUCCGUCCUGAGGGUGGACGUGGACACGGACAUUUGUACGUCGUCCUACUCGAUACCACGGAACAAUCCGUACUUUAACAGCACUAAUCAGCCGCCUGAGAUCUUUGCACAUGGAUUACAUGACCCAGGCAGGUGUGCAGUGGAUCGGCUGCAGACAGACAACGGCAGUCUGGUUAUCCUCUGCACAGACGCCAGUGGUAAAAACUCAUCGGCAGGAAGAAUAUUAGAAGUUACUAAGGGAAAGGAUUAUGAAAAUGAGCCUUCUGUGUAUGACCUGCAGUCCAGUGGAGGAGCGCCACCUGUGGGGGGCUUCAUCUACAGGGGCUGCCAGUCGAGGAGACUGUAUGGCAGCUAUGUGUUUGGAGAUAGAAACGGUAACCUGCGGAUCCUCCAGAAGUCUCCGUUUGCCACAUCGUCUGACAGCGAGCAGUGGCAGGAAAAGGCUCUGUGUCUGGGCUCGGUUUCCUGCGCCUCUCCCCUCGUGGGGCAUGUCUUGGGUUUCGGAGAGGAUGAACUCGGUGAAGUCUACAUUCUAGCGAGCAGUAAAAGCAUGGCACAGUCACACAGCGGGAAACUCUACAAGUUGGUAGACCCGAAAAGGCCUCAUUCCCCCAAGGAGUGUCAGCGCCCGGUGGAGCCACCAGAGCUACUAACGACAGCUUGCUCCAGAAACUGCAAAAACGGACAUUGCACUCCGACUGGCAAGUGCUGCUGUAGCCCCGGCUGGGAGGGACCCUUCUGCCGAAUAGCUAAAUGUGAACCAGCCUGUCGCAAUGGAGGAGUCUGCAUAGAGCCAAACAAGUGCCUGUGUAAGAGCGGCUACUCUGGCGCUCAGUGCGAGAAGAGUGAGCGAGGGAUGCCCAACGACCAGGAGAAAGACGGCAUCCUGGAUCACAUCAUCGACAUGACCUCGUACCUCUUGGACCUGACCACCUACAUCGUAUAGGGGCGCGCGGAGGGGCCUGCUCCCCGCCGCCACAUUGACACAGAUCUACCUAUCACCGCCAGCAGACUCGUACCAAGGCGUCAUUAACGUGGCUAUGUAAUCUCCCUCACCUGAGUGCAAACGAGCGCACACACACAGAAACACCACAGAUACAUCCGGGAUUCCUUCAGACUGCUUUGGAUCCACUUCCACCCUAAAGAAACUCUCCCCCCUCUCGCCUAUAAGCUAUUUGCGCUGAGCACCGGGCCUGGCAUCCAAGCCGUGUUCACAUUGGAAGAGGCCUGCAGACAUUUCUUCACCCGCUCUCGGCUGUCUCCACAGCUUCAGGAACUUAUCUGGAACGGACCCCACCACACCGAGACUCUGGCUCCUCUUCUUCUUUUUUUUUUUUUCAGGGGCUUACUAAGACCAGUUUCAGGACUUUGUUAGGGAUUAAAAAGCCUGGCUCAGCUCGAGAACAAGUUCAUUCUCAAUCCAUCUGCAAACGCAACACAUUGAAGGAAGAGAAGCCACAUUGAGCCUGCAUUUGCAAAGAUCAUGUUGUACCAUCUAUGUUGUUAUCUUUAGUUAGUGGGCACGUUGUCACGACAACUAAACCAAUCUGCAGUCUGUAUACUUUGUUUUCCACCAUUCAUCUAUUAUCAACAUAGAGAAGAUACGAAGAGGAGCAGCAAAAGCAAAUGAGGUGGAUUAGCAGUGCUAGCUAACAACUGAUGGUGUCAUCCAGGACAUGUCACUGUGGAAUAUCGUCUGAACUGUUAGCAUGUCAGAGGCCUCUUCAGGUUUGUUGCGAGACUGACUGCUAGUGCCCACAGCAUCACCAUCCACAACGGCUCUUUGAAGAUGCCAACAUUUAGUUUACCUUUGAGGUGAAUAAAGUAUUUUUAAAUUGAAUUGAAGAAGCAAAAACACAAAGAACCAAGCGAGUUUCAGGAUUCAGGAUGCGCAUCUGGCUUUCAUGCACUGUAUUCCUUUUAACUUCCUGAAAUGAAUUUUAAGAGUGGCUUGACGUUAAACACCAGAAAAAUCACAGGCUUCCACCAACAAACUGAGUUCAUUGUCACACACUGAAACUAAAACCCAAACUCUAAACUACAAAGGGAAGAAGCAACACGGUGAUGUAUAUUUCCAAUAGAGCUUACUACUUAGCAUCGCAAAAAAAGAAUCUAGCAUUACUCUCGUAGAAGAGAGUUUAUUUUUUUAAUCGUAAUAAUAUAUGGGAGAAUAUGGUGUUUCUAGAAGGCAGUUUUACACUAAGCUUGUCAGGUCAUGUUGUACUUAUAUAUAUAUUGCAGCUUUUAAAGAGACACGUGUGGAUUUUUCUUUCUUUUCUUUUUUUUUUUGUCAGUGUAAACGUAUUGCAUGUCUGUGCCUGCAUAGAAUAACUCACCACAGUUGGGGGAGAACAUCCAUUUCCCCUGACAUAUGAUUAUAUUACCACUGUCAAAAAUGUGUCUCUGUUGUGAGAUGAUCAAAGAUGGAGUCGGGCCUCCGAGUCGCAGUGGAAGUAGCUCACAGUCGGGGCUAGAUCUUAUCCGCCAAGUGCAGAUUUCUGAAUAACCGUAGGGAAAAUAUUUGUCGUGACUAAACUGUCUCGCGAGCAACAAAAAGUUAAACACAGCUGGGAUUGUCAGGAGAUCCAUCAGUGCGUGUUUUUUAGCUGGCUCACGCAGGCAUUCAUGCAUACGCAUACACUCAUUCCUUUAAUUGAUCGUUUUAUUUUGUUUCCCCAAAAGUUAUGAAAAUGAGUCCAGUUCUGUUUAACAGUUUGGAUGGUAAAAUGUUUUUGUUUUGUUUUGUUUUUCUUCUACGUGUACUUUAAAAAGCAACUCCAAUAAAUUCUGUAUUUGUCGUUCAUCUCCUGCUUCGCUCAGCUCUACCUGGGUUUAAUGCAUCAGGAUGGAAUAUUCAUGCUGUAAAAUGAAAUUAAAAAAAAAUCAUAACUUUUUUAGCACUUAAUGUGAAAGUUGCAUUGUAGCUGCUGAGACGGCGUGGUGUGAAUAGAAUAACCGUUUUCAUUAUUUAAGUAGUUACACAAAUAAAAUAAUUAUUUAAGUUCUCUAUUUUGUUUUUACCAUUGUACUGUAUGUGACAUUUUUUUUAUUCCUGUAUUGUAAAUAAAACUAGGGAUAACUCUGUUUCUCCUCGGAAAUAUCAAUAUGUCUAUUAAAGUUUAUAGCAUGUGUUCAA